Molecule: messenger RNA, 1514 nt
Organism: Suillus clintonianus
Lineage: Eukaryota; Fungi; Basidiomycota; Agaricomycetes; Boletales; Suillaceae
Exons: 14
Coding region: 326-1219 (297 amino acids)
Source: RefSeq, a predicted model, not a curated record
UGUACACGCUUGCGCGUUCAUAUGGCACGUACAUAAUAAACAUUAGUGCUAACGUUUCUCCGAGGAAUCAGGAUCCUUUUGAAGUUCCCGGUGAUCGCUCGAGCGCCCGAGAAGACGGAAGAAGACUCUUCCAGGAGUCUGGGGCUCACGAUAUAUUCUGUUAGACUUGGCGCUGGGCCUUGGACAUAUAUAUUAACACCACCACACCGCUUCACCAAGAAUUUUUUUCUCCACCACUGGCAUCGCCCCUCUAAUGGCGAAAUAUUAAAAACAAUACACACCCGCGCAGUCCACGAGCGAGUGCCCACACAUAAGCCCUUUACAUAUGGUUUUGCUGCACACAGAACAGACGAUCAAGUAUCUUCGAGUUGCACCGGCCGGGGUUUGGGCACUCGAUUAUUUUUUGACCCUUGAACAUGAAGCCCGUCUGUUCAGCACCAUGGGCGUCUUGAGCAUUGUGUCUGUCAUUUUUAUCGUAACUAGAUAUACCCCCGUAGUAUGGAUUAUCAGCGAAGUAUACGUUACUCUUGGGUCACAAGCAAUGGGAACGUGCAUGGCAACAUAUCGAACGAGUGGGGCGUCACUGCUCCUUAUCAUGUCAGCCGCAGAAGGUCUGCUCCUGAUGCGUACACUUGCAUUAUGGCAUAACAAUAGGAAGAUAAAGCUACUUUUAUUGGCAAGCUACUCGCUUGUUUUCAUAUCCAUGGCCACUUGCGAUAUAAUUGCGGGGCCUCUGUUCAAAAGUGUAUGUGCGCCCACAUCAACUCAGAGCGCUUUAGAGGAUGCUACAAGACUAGAACGCCUGAUAAUGGGCAAGUUUGUAAGCGCAGCACUGUUUGAAUUCAUAGCGAUCACUAUCACAAUAUAUCAUCCAAUACAACUACGUUCUAAUGGCAUAUGUAACAUCAGUAAGCUGGCGUCAACCUUGUCGAAGGGAAGUGUGCUAUACGCACUGUUGCUUCUUGCAAUCUCUGUUGCAAACAUUGUUUCUUUUUCUUUGCCGGUAUCACAAGGGCAGUGCGGGAUUAUAGAUGUGUUUCAAGGUGUCCUACACGGUGUUAUAGCUUCGCGCAUUCUUUUUGAUCUGAGGAAUACAACGUGCACAAGUCAGAGUGAAGAACACGACUGCCAAUUCACCUCAUAUAUAUCUAUUCCUUGCACUCAGUGCGCAUCACAAACGAUACCAAUGGCUGUCUUACCUGACGAAAUAAAUGUAUGAGCAUCCCUCGCGGAGUACCGCGUCUUUCAGUCAAAAAUAUUGCACGCAUUGCACGAGGCUGUAGGAUUACCAAGUAUGAUCAGCGGCUCAGCGCUCAGCUGUUGCAGUGUUUCUUGGCGCUAUGACGUGAGAGCGCUCGAGCCUUGUUAUACAAGUUCAGAGUACUUACAAGACAACUUGCUCGAGCCAUUAGCAGCUUCGAGCAGCUUUGCGGGGUUGACUUCCGAGCGCGUGGAAAGCGCGUAUAUGUUUGACCUCAACGUGACCUUACAAAAGUUGUUACAAAUCCUAUCUU